Molecule: messenger RNA, 957 nt
Organism: Schistosoma margrebowiei
Lineage: Eukaryota; Metazoa; Platyhelminthes; Trematoda; Strigeidida; Schistosomatidae
Source: the annotation of a GenBank genome assembly
GAAAUUGCAGUAGAUGAAUGUUUAUAAUAGUUUUAUGAGCAACUCAUAACAAAGAAAUAGUUGAUAUGUUCGAAAACCCAAAUCCAAAACCAUUACUACCAACACGUGUUGCCCGUUUAGAGGAACUAUUAUUAGGCAAGACAACGUAUUCGCUACAACCGGAAAAGCUUGUUAACUAUGUUCUUAAUUCGUAUGGAUUCUACAAAAAACAAGAAACAUUCCCAUUCGAUAUAUGGAAUAUGGGUAAUCAAGCAAUUAUGCAUUUAUAUCGAGCUGGAAUUAAACAAAGACGUCAGUUACACAUACAAAAUGUAAAACAUACUUGGUGGAGACCGAAAUCAGUAAGGAGAAGCUCUGGAAAAAUAGGGUACACCUAUAAACCACAAAGUGCUCAAGAAAAAGUAAUUUCAUCAACUAAAUCAGAAAUUACAGAUCCAACAGAAAGUAGCGUUAAUUUUGAACCGAUAAGAAGAAUUCAAACCCUUGCUGAAAAUGUUCGAGAUGAAUCUAUUAGCUUAGAUGAAGUUCGACCAAUACUACGUAAUAUAUCACAAGAAAUGGUUCAUGGGGUUAUUGAAGGAAGUGAGGAGAAAAGUUCAAAGUUUUUGGAAAUUCUAGAACAAAAUCAACAAGUUACUUUAAUUGGAGAGGAAAUGAAAAAUAAUAUAUCUGAAUCAAACUAUACAGAACAAGUAAAUCGACAAAAUUCAAUUUUAAGUGAAAUCUCUGCAAAAGAAUUAGCUGAAGUAUUUUUAAAUGAUUUAACUGAUAAUGUAUCCGUAUAUUUGGAAGAUAUUUUAGAUGAACUAAUACAAAACAAUAAUAAUAAUAAUGAUAAUAAUGAUCUUCAAUCAUAAUGAUCAUAAUAAGUGUAAUAAUAAUUAUGUAACAUAUCAAUUAAACAAAAUCAAAUGAUCAAUUUGGAAGAGAUUUGUUCUUUUAACUUUGAGAAUAAAG